This is a messenger RNA of Cylas formicarius (sweet potato weevil), 4391 nucleotides long. RefSeq names its product poly [ADP-ribose] polymerase tankyrase. Gene Ontology annotation, cellular component: nucleus; cytoplasm. The coding region runs from base 189 to 3710 and encodes 1173 amino acids. The record is from RefSeq and is a predicted model, not a curated record. Gene Ontology annotation, molecular function: protein binding; NAD+ poly-ADP-ribosyltransferase activity. NCBI's taxonomy places the organism in Eukaryota, Metazoa, Arthropoda, Insecta, Coleoptera, Brentidae. The transcript is spliced from 17 exons.
AUGCAAAACGUCACACACGUGGAAUUUUUUCCAAAAGAAAUCCUCAACUUUGUUCAGUAAGCAAAUUGCACCUCGUCCGACAAUUCAUAACAAAACAAAGAUAAACGUGCUGUAAGAACAUGAGUCAACUUUGCAAGUAGUUUGCCCGCGAUGUUCGGUUAAUAAGUUCAAAUAUUUAUGGCGAAAUAAUGGCGACAAGACGGGAUGUGCUUAAAAGCUCAAUGGAUCCCCUGCCAAGCUCCAACGACCCUUUGCGAGAUCUCUUCGAGGCAUGCAAAGUAGGUGAUAUAGCUAGGGUGCGAAAACUAAUAUCACCGCAAACGGUAAAUGCAAGAGAUACUGCUGGCAGGAAGUCUACUCCAUUGCAUUUUGCAGCUGGCUAUGGACGAAGGGAUGUUGUAGAGUUUCUUCUUUCCGCGGGAGCUUCUAUUCAAGCCCGGGAUGAUGGGGGCCUGCACCCAUUACACAAUGCGUGUUCCUUUGGACACGCAGAUGUAGUUAGGCUUUUACUUGAGGCAGGGGCUAAUCCUAACACAAGGGAUAACUGGAAUUACACUCCAUUGCAUGAAGCUGCCAUUAAAGGGAAAAUAGAUGUUUGUAUAGCCCUCCUGCAACACGGAGCUGACGUCAAUAUUCGCAACACCGAAGGAAAAACUCCGUUAGAGGUCGCCGACGCCUCUACCCGCAACGUCUUGACCGGCGAAUAUAGGAAGGACGAGCUAUUGGAGGCGGCGCGUUCGGGCGCGGAGGAUCGACUUUUGGCUCUGCUUAACCCUUUAAAUGUCAACUGUCACGCGAGUGACGGUAGACGGUCGACCCCUCUGCAUUUGGCUGCCGGCUACAACAGGGGUAGAGUGGUGCAGUUGUUGCUGCAGCAUGGCGCGGACGUACAUGCUAAAGAUAAAGGUGGUCUUGUACCUCUUCACAACGCCUGUUCUUACGGUCACUUCGAGGUGACCGAAAUGCUGAUCAAACACGGUGCGAAUGUAAACGCCAACGAUUUAUGGGCGUUUACGCCGCUUCACGAAGCCGCUUCAAAAUCCAGGGUAGAAGUGUGUUCACUAUUGCUCAGCGAGGGGGCCGACCCUUAUCAACUCAACUGCCAUUCCAAGUCUUCCAUAGAUGUCGCCCCCACCAGGGAGCUCCAGGAACGCUUAGCCUACGAAUAUAAGGGUCAUCUUUUGCUGGAAGGGGCCAGGCAAGCCGACAAUGCUAAAAUAAAAAAAUACCUCACUCCGGAUGUGGUCAACUUCAAGCAUCCUUAUACCGGCGACACCGUGAUGCAUUGCGCUGUCAGUUCGAUGUACCCCAAACGGAAGCAAGUGGUAGAGGGACUUAUCCGGAAAGGGGCGCAUAUCAAUGAGAAAAACAAGGAAUUUCUUACGCCCCUACAUAUAGCCGCCGAUAAUUCGCAUUACGACAUUAUGGAUAUUCUUUUGAGAAGUGGCGGGAAGGUAAAUGCGUUGGACGGGUUGGGACAAACGGCGCUGCACCGGUGCGCCAGGGAGGACAACGUGCAGGCCUGCAGGAUCCUGCUGUCCUACAACAUCGACGUUUCUAUCGUGUCUUUACAGGGUUACACCGCGACCCAAGUAGCUUCCGAGAACGUCCUUAAGAUACUACAAGAUCCGCCCACGGGCAGUGCUGACGUAGAGUGUCAGCUUUUGGAAGCUGCGAAGGCCGGCGACUUGGACCAGGUUCAGAGGUAUCUAGGUUCAUAUCCGCACAUAGUGAACUGCAGGGACCUCGACGGCCGUCAUUCGACGCCCUUGCAUUUCGCUUCGGGAUACAACAGGGUCGCGGUCGUGGAGUUUUUGCUGCAGCAGGGAGCGGACGUGCACGCGAAAGAUAAAGGAGGGCUGGUUCCUUUGCAUAAUGCUUGUUCGUAUGGCCAUUAUGAGGUAACGGAACUGUUAGUGAAACACGGGGCGAGUGUGAACGUCGCAGAUUUGUGGAAAUUCACGCCGUUGCACGAAGCCGCCGCUAAAGGGAAAUACGAAAUUGUGAAGCUUUUACUCAAGCAUGGAGCGGACCCUAGUAAAAAGAACAGGGACGGAGCUACUCCGCUCGAUUUGGUAAGGGAAGGCGAUCAAGAUGUUGCGGACUUGUUGAGAGGCAAUGCUGCUCUUCUCGACGCUGCCAAAAAGGGCAACCUGGCCCGCGUACAACGACUCGUAACCCCCGAAAAUAUUAAUUGUAGGGACGCGCAAGGACGCAACUCGACGCCUCUACAUUUGGCAGCCGGGUACAACAACGUAGAAGUGGCCGAGUUUCUGCUUGAAAACGGAGCGGACGUGAACGCUCAAGACAAGGGUGGUUUGAUACCCCUCCACAACGCUUCUAGCUACGGCCACUUGGACAUAGCCGCCCUCCUAAUCAAGUACAAUACCGUUGUCAAUGCAACCGACAAAUGGGGUUUUACUCCUUUACACGAGGCCGCGCAAAAGGGGCGUACCCAGCUGUGCGCGUUGCUUCUCGCCCACGGUGCUGAUCCGUUCCUCAAAAACCAAGAGGGUCAAGCGCCCGUGGAUCUCGCCUCCGCCGACGACGUCCGGUGCCUGUUGCAGGACGCGAUGGCCUCCCAACAGAUUGUCCCCAGCACCCCAGUCCCACCGUCCAGACCUCCUUCGAUCGCCCUAUCCCACAGCCCCGCCCCUUCAUUGAUCGCGCCGUCAGUAAACGCAGAGACUGUGAUCAUGCCUUCCGGCGUCUCCGUUCAGCUACUUAUACCGGUCGGAAGCAGGAACAGCGUGUCUAUGAGCGUUGCGGAAGGUUGCUGCGGUUCGUCGGUUAAGUUAGACAGUAGCGAGCAAAGCACGAGUCAGAUCAGUUCUGUCGCGAAGUUCUUGGCCUCCCUUAACCUCGAGCACCUGCUCGACAUUUUCGAGAGGGAACAGAUCACGCUGGAUAUUUUGGCGGAAAUGGGACACGACGAUCUCAAGCAGAUCGGGAUAUCAGCGUACGGCUUCAGGCACAAGCUAAUUAAAGGAAUGGAGAGGUUGGUCGCCAGUUGCGGUGGGUUGUGGUCGACGCCAACAAAUCCGGGCACCCUGCUGGUGGAUCUCUUAGCCGACGAUAAAGAGUUCAUUACGGUAGAGGAAGAAAUGCAAAACAGUAUUAGGGAGCACCGCGAUAACGGACACGCGGGAGGUGUAUUCUCCAGAUAUAAUAUUGUGCGGAUACAAAAAGUCCAAAACCGGAAGCUUUGGGAGCGCUACACUCACAGGCGUCAAGAAGUGGCGGAAGAAAGUAACAGCCAGUCGAACGAGAGGAUGCUGUUCCACGGUUCGCCGUUUAUCAACGCGAUCGUGCAGAAGGGCUUCGACGAGCGACACGCCUACAUUGGAGGAAUGUUCGGCGCGGGUAUAUAUUUCGCCGAACAUUCGUCCAAGAGCAACCAGUACGUUUACGGGAUUGGCGGCGGUACCGGGUGUCCCACCCACAAGGACAGGAGUUGUUACACCUGUCACAGGCAUUUGCUACUGUGUCGGGUAACUUUGGGGAAAUCAUUUCUCCAGUUUAGCGCGAUGAAAAUGGCGCACGCGCCGCCCGGCCAUCACUCGGUCGCUGGACGGCCCUCCGCGGGUGGUUUAAACUUCCCCGAGUACGUGGUGUACAGGGGGGAACAGGCCUACCCCGAGUACUUCGUGACUUACCAAAUUGUCAAACCUGAAGACUGUGCCAGCGGGGCAGACGCUGACGUUAGGUGAUUUCAGGAACAAUGGUUAAUGCUUCAACCUCAACGUUCUUACAAAGAUCUCUUCUGCAGUCUGAUGUGUAAUGUUAUGCAAUGCCUCGUUCCUGUUAAGAAAAAGUGCAGUUGCGAGGGACAGAAAAACUGAUAAUAAAUUUUUUCAUUGGUGCUUGAGGAAAGCAUUGGCAAAAAAAAUUGUGUUCAUUACUUCAUACGGAUAAGAUUGUACAACCCCGAUCCAAUCAAAUACUGUAUUCUAUACGUGUAUCUUGUAAGGUUAAGUUUUUGUAUGGCUGGAUUUUACAUUUCCAUAAUUGUUGCACGUCGUUAUUUAUCAACUUGCCACUACCCAUAGUUCGGAUACUUUAAAUUCGACUCAUCAUAUCAUACAUGUUUUUAAUUUUGCAUUUUCAAUUGAAACAUUAAAUUCAAUGUUUUUCGUUGUCCCCAAUCCAGUUCGUUUGAUGUACAUAUAAAUGUAGUGGUAAACAAUGAUCGUUCUCGCUAUCUGAGAAACGAAAAGCAACAAAUUCCAAGCUAAAAUCGAGAUUCCUAGUGCCCACGUCUACAUAAAAAUGACUGUUGUGUUGGUUAAGCUAUAAUGUGAUAUUUGUCUCGUAUUUUUAAGUUUUUUUUUUGUAUUCUCGAGGUGUGGUGUAUUCUCCUGUAUUGUUACAUGGUUGACUUGAAAUAAACA